Messenger RNA from Syngnathus acus (greater pipefish), 788 nucleotides. Its product is annotated as small integral membrane protein 24-like. NCBI's taxonomy places the organism in Eukaryota, Metazoa, Chordata, Actinopteri, Syngnathiformes, Syngnathidae. The record is from RefSeq and is a predicted model, not a curated record. Bases 95 to 385 code for a protein of 96 amino acids. The transcript has 3 exons.
GUGACCUUUGGUCACCACAGUAAAAGGAAAGAUUAGAGGAUUGCCGUGCGUUGUCGGUCUUUGUGCGUGAACGAGCCACUGGGAUACUUUCGGGAUGUUUUGGCCUUUCGUCGUCUUGUGCGCGCUGCAGAGUGCAGACCAGGCCUCAAUUCACACAGGUGUGCGUGCGUCCCCCUCUGGGUCGAUGACGCUUCAGCCGUGGCUGAAGGGCCUGAUGGCCGUGGUGGUCUUCCUCUUCGUCAUCUUUGUCUUCCUCAUCCUCAACAGGCUGUUGGGCAACGACAGGAGAGAGGUGGAGGAGGAGGGGGACCAGGAAGAUGUGUUGGGCUACCAGGAAAAGGUUGUGGAAGUGCGCCGAGACUACGUGGAAGAAACCAGCUUGUAGGACAAAAGAUGAUUUCACAUCUUUCCUUUCGUCUGCCUUUCGUCACCAAGUCCAGUGGUGUGCUCUCUUCUUUUUCCUUAUCUUUUAUCCACGUACGUUUUUACGACCGGGAGACAAGACUUGUAUCUCAGCUUAAAGUUUAGCCCGGGUUGUUACUGCAAGUUGGGAGGAUCUUUGCAGCAGGCGCGGGCCUCUGCUGCAUUCUUUCCAGGUAAUGUUAGAAGAUGACUUUCAAGACAAACAUCUGUUUACUUGUAUUUUUUCCACUGAUUGCUAAUGCUAAUCUGUGCUAACAUUACAACGUUACUUCAUUUUUGGCUAUGACGUAUUCAUGCUUCGAAUGCAGCCGUGGUUGUUUUUCAUGUGCUCUAAAAAUAAAGUUGAGCCGAAAGCAUCUCUUGAA